AUGUCUCUUCAACCCUACCACUACCGCACCGAGGCCACCGGCAGUACUCGUACUUACUCUCGCCCGCUUGGUCCUAAUGAACUAUCCUAUUUUUUGCCUAGUCGCGCGAAUGGCCUCAAUGAUAUCUACACGCGAGUAAUCUUCCGCGCGCCGCCUACCUUGAUUUCGCCCUUUCGGUUACGCGUUGUUUGGGCCAUCAUCCGAAUCAGAAACUCCCUCCUUGCGUCUCGAAUCGAAAUGCCGCCGGGAAGAUACAGCGAGUCGCGUUUUGUCUACAACCCACCCUCAAGCCCACAAGAGGCUUUCGAGGAAGCAGGAUUUUCGCUUUCUAUCCAACACGGCAAAUCUGGUGUUGAGCUCGACAACCAUUUCAUCUUCGGUCAGCGCGAGCUCUCUCAUAAAUGCCUCAGUCGCAUGUAUGUCUGUCAGAACGGCGAAAACGAAUUCCACAUGGCUUUCUCAUCCCUUCAUUCUAUCACCGACGGAACAUCAGCCAACAUCUACACUAUACUCCAGCUACUUGGCGGUUCUGAGACGUCUGGUGGUCGCGUCCGCUCUGACGAAGAGUUGUUUCGGAUACUCGAGAAAGAGUGGAGCUUACGUUGGCGCAAUUCAUGGGACGUCGAUUCAUUCUAUGCCAUCACACCAAGCGCGGAAUCCAGGCUCCCUUUUCCAAAUUCGCGAUUUCAAAUCGCAGCGUGGAAGGUAGACUCGAUGAAUGUCCAACGUCGAGCUAUCGGAGGCCAUGCUUUUCCCCGCCUCCCGUCGUCUUCUACUAAACAAGCACACCUCGAAAUGAUAUUUUCUAGUGAGCAAACAUUUGCUCUUGCUUCGAAAUGCGCUUCCGAGAAGGUCAAUAUCCCAAACGCCAUCUUUGCGCUCUGCAAUUUAGCUUGGUUGCGCACGGCCGAAUCUCGUGGCGCUGAAUUUAGCGCUACUUACGCACCUCCCUCGCUGCCGACCCUCUUCUAUACUGCAGUCAGUUUACGUCGCCAUCUCGAACCGGUUCCAGAUCUCACUUCUCCGCUUGCACUGGCAUUGGGUUAUGCAACCGUUGUUUUACCAGGGUUCUUACCUCGCGGUGAUCAGAAGAAAUCAUUUUGGUUGCGUGCCAGAAAUGCUCAGAAGCAAAUGAGGACGCACAUCAAGAGCCCUAUGUUUCUGCCCAGAGCUCAAAUAUUAGCUGUACAACGUGGAAAACGGGCAAAAAUGUUUGCGAAGAUGGACGAUGAAGGCACUCCGAUUCCUCCGACCAACACAACCACAUCACAGACACCCUCUGUCGCGCUGAUGGGCAUUUCUCAUCUUGGUGACCUCUGUUCAUCUUACCAUCCCUCGUCUUAUCCAGCUAUCCAAUUUGUGGACUCAGUCGGUCAUUCACGCAAAGCUCCUGGUGGCAUUUUACUCUUCACACGUAUUGCGGCAGGAAAUCGAUUCGCCUUGAUGCUUGAGUGGGAUGCAGCGGCGUUUCCAGCGGGCCUAGUGGACGAAUUUUGGGCCAACUUCCUACGUGGAGUAGACGAGUUUGUGUUGGAAGAGGGGGAUUCGCGUCGAGAUUCAAGCAAGUUGUAA
Mycena indigotica is the source of this 1572-nucleotide messenger RNA. RefSeq lists its product as uncharacterized. Lineage: Eukaryota; Fungi; Basidiomycota; Agaricomycetes; Agaricales; Mycenaceae. The transcript has 4 exons. The record is from RefSeq and is a predicted model, not a curated record. The coding region runs from base 1 to 1572 and encodes 523 amino acids.